CUCAUGGGAAAUCACACGAUCCGGCGAAAUGGAUGAGUUACAAGCGAAAUUCUGUCAGAAAAAGCUUAAAGUGCUUGAAAAACAACGAAGCGAAUACGACAAUGUUUUAAAAGAAACAGAAGAUCAAUUAGAAGCUUUAAGACAACGUGCUGAACAACUUUCAACAACCAAAGAAACUUCCGUCGCGACAGACAAAUUGACGAAUGAUGAAAUUGCGAGAUACAGUCGACAAAUAAUUCUUCCAAAUUUCGGAGUAAAAGGACAAUUAAAAUUAAAAAAUGCUUCCGUUUUAAUUGUCGGCGCCGGAGGUUUAGGAUGCCCAUCAGCUCAACAUCUUGUCGGAGCAGGAAUUGGUCAUAUUGGCAUUGUAGAUUACGAUUCUGUGGAAAUUACGAAUUUACAUCGACAAUUAAUGCAUUCGGAAGAGAUGAUAGGCGUACCGAAAGUCGAAUCUCUCAAAAAAUCGUUGUUAAAGUUAAACUCUAAUACGAAAAUUACGACUUUCAAUACGCAAUUAGACAGCAAAAACGCUUGUCAGAUAAUUUCUGAUUUCGAUAUUGUGUUAGAUUGUACUGAUAAUGUUGCAACGCGAUAUUUGUUGAAUGAUGCGUGUGUUAUGCUCAAAAAACCUUUAGUUUCAGGCAGUGCAUUGCAAUUUGAAGGGCAAUUAACGGUAUACAAUUUCAAUGGAAGUCCUUGCUAUCGAUGUGUUUUUCCAAAACCUCCUCCGCCAAAUGCUGUUACGAAUUGCGGCGAUGGAGGCGUUUUCGCAACAGUAACGGGAGUAAUUGGUACGAUGCAAGCAAUGGAAGCAACAAAAAUCAUACAAGGAUACGAUAAUGUUUUGGCAGGCAAACUUUUGAUUUAUGACGCUUUGGAAACGACUUUUCGUAAUGUCAAGUUACGCGGAAAAAAGAACAAUUGUGAUGUUUGCGGAGAAAAUCCCUCAAUUAAGGAGCUAAUAGAUUAUGAACAAUUUUGUGGCAUGAAAGCUACUGACAAGGAUUCGCAUUUGAGUAUUUUAGACUCGAAUGAACGUGUAACUGUUGAGGAAUUCAAUGCCAAAUAUUGCGAAAACGAUCAUCUGCUUAUCGAUGUGAGAAGCAAAAACGAAUUUGAAAUAUGUCAACUACCUCAUUCUAUUAAUGUACCAAUUAAAGAAAUUUUGGAUGACAGAAAAACUGAAGAUAUCAAAAAAAUUAUCGAUAAAGCUCAAAAAAAUCCAAUUUUUGUCGUUUGUCGACGAGGAAAUGAUUCACAAUUAGCAGUUCAAAGACUAUCAAAAAUAUUUCCAGAUUUAACAUUUAAAGACAUUAAUGGCGGUUUACACGCAUGGAGCAGAAAUAUUGAUCCAAAAUUUCCAAUGUACUAAAAAAAAUCAUAUUUUUAUGCUAAUACUCCAAAUUUGAUAAAACUUGAAA
This is a messenger RNA of Culicoides brevitarsis, 1421 nucleotides long. It is a transcript of the gene Uba4, whose product is annotated as adenylyltransferase and sulfurtransferase MOCS3. Bases 29 to 1372 code for a protein of 447 amino acids. Gene Ontology annotation, biological process: tRNA wobble position uridine thiolation; protein urmylation. The transcript has a single exon. Gene Ontology annotation, molecular function: adenylyltransferase activity; URM1 activating enzyme activity; thiosulfate-cyanide sulfurtransferase activity. Gene Ontology annotation, cellular component: cytoplasm; cytosol. The record is from RefSeq and is a predicted model, not a curated record. Lineage: Eukaryota; Metazoa; Arthropoda; Insecta; Diptera; Ceratopogonidae.